CUGGUGAUUUGAACUCUUUGCAAAUGAGACCUGGCUUACUGUAAUCAUGCAGAUUUUUGGGCUGGUUUUUAUUUUUUGUUGGUAGUUGUUGUCACAUGCCACCAGCUAAGAACUGGAUUUCUGCAGAGCCUUUUACAUAGGUCUUCUAUUAGGAAGAAUUUGCGAUUUAUACAUCAUCAAAAUAAUUACCUUGGAUAAUUUCUCCCUGAAAAGAUAUAAUAGAUAAUUAUUUCAGUGAAGUGAAUUUCCUAUUCAUGCCAUAGCAGAUUUAUUUUGAUGAGGAAGGGUCAUUGACAGCAGAGAUGUUAUGCAGAGAUAACAACGUGGAGGCAUUUGGAUACCCAGAUUCCCUUGGGUGGGUGUACAGGAAUGAGUUUCUUACAGUUCUUGUCUGAAGCCCUGUGAAAAAUGCUUCCCUGCAACAGUGUGUUAUCAGGGUGCCAACAAUCAGUUAUGGAAAACCUGGAUGAAGAGCUACUCAAAGCAUUUAGAGGAAUGUUUCAUGGAAGAUUUUGGCAACAAGGACAGCUUCGGGAAGGUGUGUGUCCUUCCUGUGAGAUGUGGAACAAGGCUGUUUUGGAUGGCAAUACAGGACAGUGAUUCCCAAUUCCUGUUUGGUUUAGGCUUCUGUUAGACUGUGGCCAUGCUGAUGGGAGCUUUGUAGUACCGAGCCCUGGUGUGAUUGUGAGAGCAGUCCAAAUUCCACGCAGAAUGGGAGGCAGGCAGUGGUGUUACUGACGUCAGACAUGAUGUGCAAGUGGAAUUCAAUAGAGUGCUGAAUUCAGAGCAGUGUUCUGAGCACUUGUUAAUUCACAGGACAUGCUCAACUUUGGCUCUUUCCCUAGCAGAUGUAAGCCUACUGAUUGUAAACUUGCUUUUAGUUCUUAUUCUUCUCUGACCACAGUUCAGAAGCUGCUGCUGGAGGGUUUGCUGAGGGCUGGCAGGAGGAGGGAGGGCACAAAUCCCCCCUCCUUGCUCUGCUACCAGGAGCAUCCUGAGCCUUGGGGUGACUGUGCUUGGUCAAAUCUCCAGGGAGAGUGUGGAGAUGAACAGUCAAGAUUUGCUGUGUUUGUUUGUCAUAGGUGUGGGCAAGAGCAGUUUGCUGUUGCGUUUUGCAGAUAAUACCUUCUCAGGCAGCUACAUUACCACCAUUGGAGUGGAUUUUAAAAUCCGGACAGUUGAGAUCAAUGGAGAGAAGGUGAAACUCCAGAUCUGGGACACAGCUGGCCAAGAACGCUUCCGGACUAUUACAUCAACGUAUUACAGAGGAACACACGGGGUCAUUGUUGUCUAUGACGUAACGAGCGCAGAAUCCUUUGUGAAUGUAAAACGGUGGUUGCAUGAAAUUAAUCAAAACUGUGAUGAUGUCUGCAGGAUACUAGUGGGCAAUAAGAAUGAUGACCCAGACCGAAAAGUGGUAGAAACAGAAGAUGCCUAUAAAUUUGCUGGGCAGAUGGAGAUCCAAUUGUUUGAGACCAGCGCCAAAGAAAAUAUUAAUGUGGAAGAGAUGUUUAAUUGCAUUACAGAGCUUGUCCUGCGAGCAAAGAAAGAAAACUUAGCAAAGCAGCAACAGCAGCAACAGAACGAUGUGGUGAAGCUAACAAAGAACAGUAAAAGGAAGAAGCGGUGCUGCUAAUGCCCCUUCCUGCUGCAGAGACUCUGCUCUCAGACAGAUCAGCCCCUCCAGCUAGACUCGGGCAAUUCCACUGGGGCAGGCUUUGGGAGGACUUUCUCAGUUUUGUGCCGUUAUUUAAAGAUUAUUUUUUCUCCAUGUUUUCUAUCAAGAGGCGCUGGCACCUUCCCACUGCAGUGCCAAGAAGGUAUCGGAUGGAAUCUUGCCCCCCUCUCCUCCCCUGCUCAUUCCAGUGCGCCUUGUAGACAAGAAGGACGUUGCCUACCAAGUGGACUAAUUAACCCAAGAGUUUGUACAUAAUGUAUAUUGCUUUAACCAGCCUCGCCUCUCUGUUGUCGCUUUGGCUUCUGCCUUCUUAAUGUCAACCAAUCAUGGACUGCAGAGUUCAUCUUUUUAAAGAAAAAGUUUAAAAGUUCUUAAUUUGAGUUGGCCCUGGGCUGGCAGCGACUGCUUCCUGGGGCCUCCAGCUGCAUUUCUGUUGGGCUCCAGGCUGGCAACUGGUGCCCCUGGGGCCCUUGGCUUCUCCUGGAGUCCCAGGCUUUUCCUGGGGCUCGGGUUGUGUUUUUCUAGGUACCAGGAUUGCAGGUGUCACUGCUGGAACCUGGGGUUUCCUUUCACCAGCCCCUGGGCUGGCAGCUGGAGCUGCUGCUGGGGCCUGGAAUUUCAGCUUGCCAUCAUCCAGAUUUGUGGCUGGAUCCUUGGGUUUCACCUCCUUGUGCUGCAGUCCAGCUGUACCUGUGCUCUUCUGUAGUUUGUAUCAAGAUACUGGAAAAGAAACUGACCUGCAGAAGUGGGAUUUGUUUGGAUAAAACUUUUUUUUUUUUUUUUAAGCAAAGUUUAACAACUUUGACCUCUGGUUCUGCCAGUGUCCUAAGUGAGGGUCCAUUUCUUUUGAGAAGAACAAAAAUCGUGUGAUUCUGCCAAAAACCCCAAACUUCUCCUUGUUGCCCUGUCCACAAAUAGGCAAUCUGAACCUGAAUGUGAAUUUUGUUGGCAAAGCUUUUGUUUUUGAGAGAGAAAAGGCAUGAAAAAAAAAUCCAGCUUUUUUUAUUGAUGUCAGAAUAUGAAAGCUGCAGGAUCAUACCCGGGAUUCUUCUGUUAGGAAGGAGGACUUCAGUUUAAUGCAAAGAAAUGGAAAGCUUGCUUGCUUGGGUUAUGUGGUGGUGGAGGAUCACACUUGGAAACAAGCUGGGCUAGCUGUGCUCAGCAACAUUUUCCUGGCCCUUGUCAGCCUUUCUGGGAAAACAAGGGCUCACUUCCUCAGCCUGAAUAGAUGUAGUUAAAGGUGGAGAGUGUAUGUGUGUGUAACUAAAAUAUCAAAUGUCUGGGCUGAAAGGACAUGCUCAGCACCUGAAUUAUUGCCUAAAUAAUAUUAAAAAAUAAUUUUACCUUAAAAGGCACGGGAGGGUAUGUCUUCCUUGAAGGUGGACAUAGUCCAUGGGCCAGUAAGUGGCCCUAUGGAAUUGCUGGCCUUAGUUUGGUAGGAUGUGAUUCACCCAUGUCCAUGAGCUUGGAAUCAGCCCACUUCUCUCCCUUCCUCACCCUUUCCCCAGGAGAGGCUACAUUUUAGUCACUUAUUUUGCCUGCAUUUUUUUAGAAUUUUCAGGUUGUGGUAAGAGCCCUGAGCAUACAAUCACAUCACAGUCAAUCACUUUAAAGAUUUUUUCCGAAGUGCAAAUGAUGAAUGUGUAACACGUGGGUUUUUAAUGGGAUCAGGUGCUGGGGAUACAUAUCCAGCUGCCUUCACCCACCUCUUUUCUUCACAUAUCCUGCAUUGGUAACCCAAGGAUUGCAGUGAGCUGGGAUGAUGCUGCUGGGCUGAGCUCUGGUCAUUGUUGAGAGGCUGUGCAAAGCCUUAGGUCACACCAGCCCACCCUGCCUGCUCUCCAGUGUGGAAUGUGGUGUGUGCUGGGAGGAGCUGGGCCAGUCCCUGGAACUGUCCUGUGGGGGUUCUCCCCUGCAGAUUGAGGGGCCCAGCUGUGUUAUUACUUUGGGAAUCUUGUUGGUAGCUGUGUGCAGAUCUAGGAGGGAGUAACUUCCUAUAGGCAGAAGUAAAGAACAUGUCUGAAUUUACUGGAAAUGAUGCAAUAAAAUGAGGAAAUGGUGCACCCAAGUCUGGAGUGUUCUCUUAUGUGGAAAAAUUUGUCCUCUUUGAGUCCAGGUUUUUGUGGCCAAGGUUGGAAUUCUGUCAAUCCAGGUCCAGCUUCCUGGCUUUUAAAGUGGGAUUUUUUUUUUUUUUCCCAGAGCUGGCUGUAGAGGAGCAGUUACCUCUGCUCUUGCCAUCACUGUUCAAUUGGAAGGGGUGGGGACCGUGUCUCUAGUGGUGCUGAUGUGAAGUUUCCUAAAUGUUGAGCAAUGGAAUGUCUAACUGGUUUGCUAGGAUUAUUUCUGUAAUGAAAGUUUCUAAUUAUGCUUUUUAAAUAAUUUUAAAAAACUAAAAAUAAAGGUUACAAGCUGCCAAA
Molecule: messenger RNA, 4095 nt
Organism: Lonchura striata (white-rumped munia)
Lineage: Eukaryota; Metazoa; Chordata; Aves; Passeriformes; Estrildidae
Gene: RAB35
Product: RAB35, member RAS oncogene family
Biological process (GO): Rab protein signal transduction
Molecular function (GO): GTP binding; GTPase activity
Source: RefSeq, a predicted model, not a curated record